AUGGCACCCCAGAACCGCAAGCAGCGCCGUGCUGCUGCUGCUGCAUCUGUCUCCGCCGACAGCGAGCCUUCAAUCCCUCUUGCCCAUCCUCCACGCGGCACUCCAUCGCAGAACACGCGCACCAAAACACUCUACGAUAUCAUCGCGGAGCGCCAGAACCAGCUCCUCGACCAGGAUGGCCAGAAGCAAAACCCCUCUCCAGGGAUGAAUAUACCGCAGGGAAUGCGAGUAGUGACCACCAAUGCAGCAGGGGAGGUUGUCGACACAGACGCAGACAGCUUGUCCUCGGACGACGAUGACGAGUCCGAACCCGAAAUCAACAAUAGCAACAACAAACCACUCCCACCUCUCCUUGACACCGUCCUCCUCACUCUCCCCUUGACAACCCUCCACUUCACACUCGCCUUCCUAGCAGCACACCAAUAUGCCGAAAAAACCGACUUCCGCGCCCUCUUGCAAGAAUCGCUCAUCGUCACCUUCCCACUCCUCACCUUCUUGAUUCAUCUCGUCCACGGGCACAUUUUUACCAUCCCGAUCCCACUAUCGCUCCGGCGCCGGGAUACAACAUCCAAUGACUCUGUCGGGCUAGUACGACGACUUAUUUUCCCGCCCUCACUACGCACAGUUGUCUUCCUACCCGUCGCGACGGUGCUAGGCGCACACCUUAUUGCUAUCACGAACGGGGAUCCGUACUACGCUGUCAUGAAGAAGGCGCCUGCGGUUGGAACUUUGUGGAUCUGGUGUAUUCUCGAAAUGUCCGUGGGUGCGGCGAUGUUGGGUGCAUUGGGACCGUUGGUUUGGGGGGUUUGGUGGAUGGGGUAUGGGAUUUUGUGA
Penicillium riverlandense is the source of this 834-nucleotide messenger RNA. RefSeq lists its product as uncharacterized. The record is from RefSeq and is a predicted model, not a curated record. The transcript has a single exon. The coding region runs from base 1 to 834 and encodes 277 amino acids. NCBI's taxonomy places the organism in Eukaryota, Fungi, Ascomycota, Eurotiomycetes, Eurotiales, Aspergillaceae.